This is a messenger RNA of Lotus japonicus, 2303 nucleotides long. RefSeq lists its product as uncharacterized. Lineage: Eukaryota; Viridiplantae; Streptophyta; Magnoliopsida; Fabales; Fabaceae. The record is from RefSeq and is a predicted model, not a curated record. The transcript is spliced from 14 exons. Bases 26 to 2077 code for a protein of 683 amino acids.
CCUCUGCAUCAAUUUUCCUUCCCUAAUGGCUCUCCUCAGUCUCCCGCAAUUUCCCUCCCAUUUUCCCUCACUUUCCUCCUUUCCAAACACCCGCAUCUCUCCAACUCGCUGCCGUUGCUCAACCGCCACCGCCAUUCUCUGGUUCAAGCACGAUCUCCGAACCGAUGACCACCCUGGACUCCUCGCCGCCGCCUCCAACUUUCCAUCUCUCGUCCCUCUCUACGUCUUCGACCACCGUAUUCUCUCACGUUUUUCCGAUGAAACGCUGGAACUGGUUCUCUUCGCAGUUCACGAUUUGAGGAAGUCGUUGCAGGAUCGUGGUUCUGACCUAAUGGUUAGAUUCGGCAAUGCUGAGAAUGUGAUUCAGCAACUUGCAAUGGAGGUUAAGGCUACCUGUGUGUUUGCGGAACAAGAGGUAGAGUAUGAACUGCGCUUCCUCAUCGAUGUUGUGAGCCAGCAUUUGAAAUCGGUCUCGGUUCCAGAAGGUUCUCCAGUGAUUGAAUUGUGGAACACUCCGUUUUAUGAUGUAAAGGUUCUGCAAGAUCUUCCUGCAUCCUAUGAUGACUUUAAGAAACUUCGACUCCCAGUAACUGAACCGAUUCAGCUGUCAAAAUUACCUGGUGCAGAAAUGGAACUCGACUGGGGUGCUCUUCCUGUAUAUGAUGAUAUAAAGGAAUUAAUGAAUAAAAACUCGUGGAAAUCAGGAGAGAAUUGGAAAUUAAUCAAGGAGACAUCAGCUGAAACGUUAUUACGCAGAGAUAUAUUGAAAUCGAGUGAGAGCAGUGAAAGAAGUUAUAGCUUUAGACAGAUACAGUCUAGGGAACCAAAUGAAUCUGUUUUUGUGACACGAAAAGGAAAUGUUGUGGGAGGAGGAACAAAUAAUGCACUGAAUGCAUUGGCUGCAUAUUUGAGAUAUUUAGAGGGAACAGCUCGUAAUGACUGGCAAGAGGUACAUGAAAAAGUCCGUUCUUAUGAAAGUCGGAAUGGAGCAUCAUUUAUUGGACUCUUUGGUCCUGCCUUAUCUCUUGGCAUUAUAUCAAGAAGAAGAGUAUAUUAUGAAGCUAUCAAAUAUGAGAAAGAACGGAAUGCAGGAUUCUUAUCUCCCUUUGGAUAUUCAGCUGUCACAAUCGCAGCAGCAAUUGAUGCUGUGUGCUCAAAGGAGUGGUAUUGGCUUAUGGCAUUGAGAAAUCAUUUAAAGAAUGAUGGGAUACACUCAACACGUAUAUGGAGAUGGAAUGGAUUUCUUGUUCAGUAUACACUUGCUGGUGAAGAUGGUCCUGCAGUUCUUCUUGUACAUGGUUUUGGUGCCUUCGGGGAGCAUUACCGAGAUAACAUACAUGCUUUAGCUGGAGCUGGGAAUCGAGUAUGGACUAUUACAUUGUUAGGAUUUGGCGAAUCAGAAAAGCCAAAUAUUGUAUAUACUGAACUAUUGUGGGCUGAACUAUUAAGAGAUUUUAUUGUUGAUGUUGUGGGUGAACCGGUCCAUCUUGUUGGCAACUCAAUUGGUGGUUAUUUUGUUGCUAUUGUUGCUCGCAUUUGGAGUGUUUUGAUCAAAUCAGCUGUCUUGAUCAACAGUGCUGGCAAUAUCAUCCCCACAUAUACAUCCAUACCAUUGCCCAGAGUAAGUGACAGACAAACAUCAGGGGCUUCCUGGUUGGGUUCUCGAAUUCUUCUAUUCUACUUGAGGCUAAGAAUUCAAGAAAUAGUUAAGAAAUGCUACCCAACUAAGGUUGAAAGAGCAGAUCAUUGGCUCAUAAAUGAAAUGCUAAGAGCAUCAUAUGAUCCUGGUGUAGAUGUGGUCUUGGAAAGCAUCUUUAGCUUUAACCUUUCCAUACCUCUUAACUAUCUUCUUGAAGAUGUCAAGGAAAAGGUUCUAAUUAUACAGGGGAUGAAAGAUCCACUUUCUGACUCCAAUGCCAGGGUGGCCAUGCUUAAAGAGCAUUGUCAUGGUGUUUCAAUUAAGGAAUUAGAUGCUGGCCAUUGUCCGCAUGAUGAGGUGCCGGAGCGAGUGAAUAUUAUCAUUCAUGAUUGGAUACUUGGUGUUGAAAGUAACACUUUGGCAGGGUGUCUAGUUUAAUUUUUUUUUUUUUUGGUAUCUAGCAACUGUGCAUAAUAAAUCUUCCAAUAUGGUAAAUUGUCCAGCGCUUAUUAAUACACCAGUGCAAACAAGAGAUUGCACCUGUGCAUAUUGUGCUAUAAACUUGUAGAACUAGUAUCCGAACCCGUGCGUCGCACGGAUGAAAUAAUAUGGAAAAAGAAAUAAAAAUGAAGUUAAGAGCAAUAAAUAAUGUUUUUAUAUGGUC